GAGCUUAUGGAGCAGAAGAACUGUAUAGAUAUGAGGGAUCAUUUGCCAUAUUCAAAGUGAAGACUAAUCUAUCAUUUGAUUCAAUUUCCUUGAGUAAAAUUGUCGGCAACAAGUCUGAAAAUAUUGCAGUGGUGGCUUUUAGGAAGCCCUGUGAUCUCCUGGUCCCUCUCCCAGUCUAUGAAACACGAGUGACCGUAUCCGAGGAUUGCAGAGCAUUAAUUCUCCACUCACUAGAGAAAGGGGAUGCUGGCAGAUACACCGCAGAAACCAUUUCACAAAACAAGACGGUGACGGAAGAGUCCUUUGAUCUGAGGGUUUCUAGAGUUACUAAAAGAGUAUCUCUGAGAGGCAUUGUGGGGGAGUCUGUCACAUUCCAAGUCAAGACUAAUCUAUCAUUUGUAUCAAUUUCCUGGAAUAAAAUUGAUGUUUCCAAGCCUGAAAUUAUUUCUGUGGUGACCUUUGGGAAGCCCUGUGGCCUGCAGGUCCCCCUCCCAGCUUUGGAGACCAGAAUGAAGGUCUCCAAGGACUGCAGAGCAUUGCAACUCAGCCAUCUAGAGCAGGAUGACAGAGGCUUUUAUUAUGCAGAAAUUGCUUUACCAACUGAAGAAGUGGAAUAUCAGCCAUUUGAACUGGAGGUAGAAAGAUAUUUGCAGAAUUCUGAGAUGAGAGUGACCUGCAGUUCUGACGGGGCUGGAAAUGGAACCUGGCAGCUGAAUUGCUCCACAGGGGACUGGAAAGACAGGGUGGAAUUCAGCUGGGAAUCCCCCAUCUACCGGCCUUAUCGUUCCCCCGAUGAUGCUGUGAUCAAAGUCACCUCCCAGGAUCUGAAUGUCAGUGUCACCUGCAGGGCAGAAAAUCUGAUUAGCAAGGCAUCCAAAACGGUCUUCCUAAAGGAUGUUUGUUCUGGACAGACCAAGAACCUCUCAGGGCUGCCUCUCUGGGCCCUGCUGUGCCUUAGUCUAGGGGGAAGUCUCCUUCUUUCUGGCUGCAUGGAACUCAUUCCCAUGGAGAAAUCCAGAAAAGAUGGAGGAGGAGGAAGGCGGGCCCAGCCACACCCUGGAGAUGAUUGACAGAUGACUGAGAUGAGUCUCCCUCCUGCCGCUUCACUUCAUCGUCUUCCUUGGCAGCUUUUAAGAGGAGCCUUUGGGACAAGGGUGCUUCUAUGGACCAGCCAAUCAGAUCUUUUACUAGUGUGGCUAGUGGGAGGGGCCGGAGGGGUGCUCCACCUUGCUUCUCUGCAUCUGCUUUCAUUAGUGCCUUGUCUCCCCCCCCCCAAAGAACACCCCCCUUCAGAUUUGCUUCAUUAUUUAAUAUAUUUGGGAGUUGAAGGGUGAGACUGGGAAGACAGCCAUGAAAUGAGGGAAAGUUGUUUGAAAGCUUCCCAGAAAUCUGUAAACUUUUCAAGUCUGGAUAACUCUUUUUGAUAGAGGUACUACCCUGUUUCUAAUGGAAUGGAGAAACUUGCCAGUGAUGUGUCCUUCCCUCACCCCUCCUGUGUCAUGUUGAGGUCACCCUCUGGCCAGAGGCCACUCACACCACCCCACAAGGGCAAAGGGAGAGGAACACUUCCCCACUUCUACCUGCCUAAUGCAGAAGAUACAAAUCCAACAAUAGAAAACCAUACAACCCACAGCAGAAUGGAAAAUACCAACCUCAUACCAAGGAGUAGAUGGAACUUGGGGAUGCUCCCACUGCAACCCUUCCCCAUCCCAAAUUCUGUCUGGGCCAUCCUCCCAUCCCGGUUGCUUAUGCAGCA
Molecule: messenger RNA, 1756 nt
Organism: Thamnophis sirtalis
Lineage: Eukaryota; Metazoa; Chordata; Lepidosauria; Squamata; Natricidae
Source: RefSeq, a predicted model, not a curated record